Messenger RNA from Fraxinus pennsylvanica, 1455 nucleotides. Lineage: Eukaryota; Viridiplantae; Streptophyta; Magnoliopsida; Lamiales; Oleaceae. The record is from the annotation of a GenBank genome assembly.
AUGGAGGAGAAUAUUUGUGUUGAAUCAAUGCAUCAAUCAGCUCAAGAAGAUGAUAAAAAUAAAACCCAUCACCAUUUUAAUCAGAAUGAAGAAAGAGAAGAAGUCACCUUAAUGCAGCAGAAUACAAGACGACCCAACCUUUCAUCUUUGGAAAUACCUGUGCGGUCUCUGGAGAGUACAUUGUAUGAUUUUGCUAGAAUAGAUAUUCCAAGUCCUACUUCUACCAAAGCAGGAUUGCCCCCUAGACCAAACUCUGCAAAAUUGAUUUCAUCUGUUAAAAAUUUGCUUCCCCAAAAGAGUUUCAGGGGUAAACACCCAAUUCAGGAUGGUGAGAAGACAGUGUUCAUUAUCCCAGAUACACGAAUAUCAGACAAACCUUCAACUUCAAGGUCAUUUUCUCUAAACAAAUUUUUAUUCUCUUCAUCAACAAAAACUCAUUCUUUACCUGUGACACCAAUGUCAAAUGUUGGACUUAAGCCCUCAGAGGAAAAUAAUGUGGAUGGCCAUUCUAAACUACCUAAAUAUGAAGUUCGACGGCAUAUGACGCGCUCGUUUUCAGUUCCUGUAAAUGUUAGAACCAGAAGCUUAAGGCAGACAGAUUCAUCUGGAGGUUUGAUACGUGUAAUAUCAGCAGUCCAUCGGUCUACAACAAAUGACAAUGCCUCACUAGAUAUAUCCCAAGAAACGGAAGCCCAGGAUGAUGCUGGUGAAGACAUUCCAGAAGAAGAAGCUGUGUGCAGAAUUUGUUUUAUCGAGCUUGGUGAAGGAGGUGAAACACUCAAGAUGGAGUGCAGCUGCAAAGGAGAUCUUGCACUUGCACACAAGGAGUGUGCCAUGAAGUGGUUUAGCAUCAAAGGUAACAAAAUCUGUGAUGUUUGUAAGCAGGAUGUCCGUAACCUUCCUGUCACAUUAUUGAAGAUUCAAAAUCCUCCAACUGUUGUAAGAAGGUCUGCAGAUGUACCUCAACAGAGGGAAAUGACUCGUUACAGGGUCUGGCAAGAUGUUCCUGUUCUUGUAAUGGUCAGCGUGCUCACCUAUUUCUGCUUUCUGGAGCAGCUUUUGGUUUCCAACAUGGGACCUAGGGCUCUUUCCAUCUCAUUGCCUUUCUCUUGUGUUUUGGGGCUUCUCUCAUCCAUGAUAGCUUCUACUAUGGUGAGCAAGAGUUACUUGUGGGCUUACGCGUCGUUUCAGUUUGCAAUAGUGAUCCUAUUUGCUCAUAUAUUUUAUUCUGUGCUCAACGUAAAUGCUAUUCUGUCCGUGUUGCUUUCUUCUUUCACUGGGUUUGGAAUUGCGAUCAGCACUAAUUCACUUCUUGUGGAGUAUUUGCGAUGGAAAGCAAGUCGUCAUCCACAGGCUUCCCAACCACAUAUGAAUGGCGGUGUCCAACUGCACCAUCAACAUCAGCAAAGACGCCAACGCCACCCGCCUCCCCAAAAUCAUCAUCAACAUAAUUGA